UUAUGUUUGUCACUUGUGUAGGUGGAGCGAGGUGGCCAUGCAAGUGAUGGAUUGUGGAUUGUAGGUAGGAGAGCAUUCUUUUUGGUCGGCAGUAAGCAUUUGAAAAACCUGUGCACUCUUCAUCAUUCUGAAAGAGCUUAGUGAUCAUGGUGAGGGUAAAUUCAAGGUUGCUUAGGGCUCAAUUAGCAGGGGGUGACGUAAAAGCCUGGUGGGCAACAAAAAUAUCAUGGUACCUUCACUCACGCACAUUUUGAAGUCAUGUCAUUCUUGAUGGUCAUGACAACGACAGGGAGCUGCACAAUCCCACUCGAGCAGCAAAAUUGAUCCUGCAAGUUGACUUAAACAGAGUUUUAGUAGGUAUUUAACUAGACUUCGAACAUCGAUAAGUCUCAGAUUUGAUGAGUCAGACAAUGUAAGGCUUCCUUUCGAAAACUUGGUGAAAAAAGCCUUUGUUCAGUUUCGGAGGUGCCACAAUUCCGUGGAGUAUGGUAGAAGCCAAAACCAGGUGCAUCGGCAAAACAUUUUGUGUUUACAUUGCUGCUGACGAAGAAGUAGAAGCAAUAACAACUCAAAAAUGAUGCACCGCUAUUGAUCCAUGUUUGCCAAAGCAAAAGCAAGUCUGCAACGAUUGACCCACAAUCAUAGAUCGCCAGUUCAGUCGCCUUUUUCAAUUGAUAACCAAAAAAAUUAUCAGCGGUUGCACACUCGUGGAAGCAAUUGCACACCAUUUUUGAUGGCCUUUUAAGAGAAGGUGGGUUUUCUCCCAACACUACAAGAUGAGUGUUUUAGGGAUGAGGCAUUUUUAGUGAAGUUCGAUGGUGCUUUUGGUGAGACAAUGCCCGUGUGUCAGGAUUUCUAGGGUCCACGGAACGGGUGGGAGGUGGGGUCACGGUAGUUGUUGACGGUGCUGACCCUCGAUCAAUUGAAUCCAAGCGGAGAGCACUUUUGUGAGGCACCACUGGAACCUUGAGACGCUCAAAAUUUGGAAGGGUAGAUACUUCGUAUUAAUUACAGCUCCCCCAGCCUUUAAAAGUCCAUGUAGAGUCUUUAAUGAAAGUAUAAUUUCCGGCCUGGUCUACCCAGUUCGAAGCGAGCAGCCAGAAUAACAUGCAGCAGCAGCAGCUUGCGGUGGUGACUACACAAAUGAUCGUAUGCAGCAGCUGAAUUGAAACAGUUGGAAAGAGUUUGGCUCUUGCAAUACUUUGGCGAGAUUCACUCCCAGGCAGCGAGGCACGGAUUCCAACGACGCAACCUCGUUCAGUGAUCCCGAAAGUCGUCAGAUCGCACAGGUUUGAAAAGGAACCUUGGUGCAUUAGUGAAGGAACAAUAACUUAGUCCUGAACAUGAUGCGAUCGUCAUGAAGAAAGGGGCCAUAAUUCUCCCAAGUAUGUGAAAAGUGGGUGGGAUUUAAUCCCAACAGCAGAGCGAGAUAUACGAAGAUACGUCGCGAACAUAACAUGACAAUGCCAGAAAGGUUUAUGUCGGAAGUGACGGAGCUGCCCAUUUGGGGCAGCGCCCGAGGCUCCUUCGCACGGAGUGGGAGUUUGCGGAACCUCUCCUGGAGCGUAGGUUCCGAUCAGCACAAUGUAUUCGGAUCAUCACGCAUGUCCGACCGAGGAGACGAAAUGAAUGACGAGGAGGCGCUCAAGUGGGCUGCCAUGGAGAGGCUGCCCACAGUGCGGCGCCUACGCACCGCCAUGAUCCACAAAGGCCCUGGAAGGAUCGACCAGGUGGACGUCGCAAAGAUUGGGCCUCUCGAGCGUCAGCUCUUGAUAGACAACUUGCUCAAGGUGAUUGAGGAAGACAACGAGAAAUUCUUGCUCAAGCUUCGCAAGCGGAUCAACAAUGUGGGCAUUGAACUUCCGACAAUCGAGGUGAGGUACGAGAAUUUGACCGUGGAUGCGACCUGCUAUGUGGGCAGUCGUGCGUUGCCCUCCCUUUGGAACUCUGCUCGGAACUUCAUUGAGCGAUGUUUGAAUUUGAUCAGGAUAUCGACGUCGAAGAAAACUGUUCACAACAUAUUGAACAAUGUGAAUGGCAUAGUCAAGCCUCAAAGGAUGACUCUGUUACUCGGUCCACCAGGUUCUGGAAAGACAACUUUAUUGCUAGCGCUUGCAGGCAAACUUGACAAAGAUUUGAAGGUUCAGGGCACUGUAACAUACAACGGACACAAUCUGGAUGAAUUCGUACCCCAAAAGACUGCGGUGUACAUUAGCCAGACCGACUUACAUGUUGCACAAAUGACUGUGCGCGAGACUCUGGACUUCUCAGCUCGUUGCCAAGGCACCGGCACUCGAUACGAGCUACUUUCCGAGCUUGCAAGGAGAGAAAAGCAAGCAGGAAUAUUUCCUGAAGCCGAUGUGGAUCUUUUCAUGAAGGCAACAGCUAUAUCAGGAGUAGAGAGCAGUCUUGCAACAGACUAUACCCUAAAGAUUCUAGGACUUGACGUAUGCGCGGACACCUUGGUUGGUGAUGACAUGCGCAGGGGGAUCUCAGGGGGUCAGAAAAAACGAGUUACCACAGGAGAGAUGAUUGUUGGUCCGACUCGGGCAAUGUUCAUGGACGAAAUUUCAACAGGACUUGACAGCUCAACAACAUUCCAAAUCGUGAAGAGCUUGCGGCAGUUUGCACACGUCAUGUCGAGCACGGUGCUAAUGUCUCUUCUACAACCCGCUCCGGAGACUUUUGAGCUUUUUGAUGACGUCAUUCUUCUCUCAGAAGGCCAAAUUGUGUACAAUGGCCCUCGAGAGAACGUCUUGGAGUUCUUUGAAAGCUGCGGGUUCAAGUGCCCUGAACGCAAAGGUGUGGCUGAUUUUCUCCAAGAGGUAACGUCGAAGAAGGAUCAGGAGCAGUAUUGGAUGAAUAAACGGCGCCCAUACCGCUAUGUAUCUGUCUCAAACUUUGAAGCAAAGUUCAAGAAAUUCCACGUUGGAGCAUCCCUGAAGAUGGAGCUGGCGCAUCCCUACCCCAAACAUCGAAGUCACAGGGCAGCCUUAACCCACGAGAAGUAUACCGUCACCAAGACAGAGAUUUUCAAAGCUACAUUCGCGAAAGAAGUCCUCUUGAUGAAGCGAGAUGCUUUUGUUUACAUCUUCAAAACUACACAGCUAGCUAUCAUGGCAGCUGUGAGCAUGACGGUUUUUUUCCGCACAAAGCUACACCAGGACACAGUAGCAGAUGGGACAAUAUACCUUGGUUCUCUAUUCUUCACAGUUGUGAGCAUCAUGUUCAAUGGAUUCGGGGAGCUUUCCAUGACCAUCUUCCGUCUCCCCGUAUUUUUCAAGCAACGUGAUCUUCUCUUUUAUCCCGCCUGGGCCUUUUCACUGCCCAGUUUUGUGCUGAGCAUUCCCAUGUCAGCAGUUGAGUCUUCAAUCUGGACUGUCAUGACUUACUAUGUUACCGGUUACGCUCCGGAAGCCUCAAGAUUCUUCAAGCAACUUCUGUUAUUAUUUUCGGUGCACCAGAUGUCAUCCGGGCUCUUCCGACUUAUUGGAGCCGUGUGCAAGACGAUGAUUAUGGCAUACACUGGAGGUUCAUUUCUGUUGCUAAUCGUGUUUAUGUUGGGAGGGUAUAUCAUCCCACGGCCAGCCAUCAAGAGCUGGUGGAUCUGGGGCUACUGGAUUUCCCCACUUGCCUACGCUGAGAACGCCAUUAGUAUCAACGAGAUGCUUGCGCCCCGGUGGAGCAAGGUUGUCCAUAACCAGAAUCAUACUUUGGGAGAGUUGGUUUUGAUCAGUCGUGGAAUUUUUACCGAGAAUUACUGGUACUGGAUAGACGUUGGAGUUCUCUUCGGAUUCGCCAUCCUCUUUAAUAUUGGCUUCACAAUCGCACUUAGUUUGAUGAAACCAUUGGGAAAGCCCCAAGCAUUUAUGUCUGAGGAAGCACUAUCAGAGAAAAAUGAAAACACUGCGUCGUCCAAAAUUAUGGAUAAAACAACCAAAGGCGUGUCCGCAUACCCAGCAAGAUUCAAACCUCGAUCCGAGCUAAAGUCGAGAGCUGAAGAUGAUGAACGAAACAUGUGGCUUAACCUUGCGAAUCAUAACAUUGCAUCAAGAGGGGAUGCUCAAGGAAUGAAAGAUAGAAAAACCCGAGCAUUAGAUCAAGCUGAAGCUUCUCUUGGCACUGCUCUCGAGGCAACUCUUGAAAUCGCGGCAAUGGAACAGAAGCGUGGCAUGAUUUUACCAUUUCUACCCCUGUCCAUCUCUUUCGAAGAUCUCACGUACUACGUCGACAUGCCUCCUGAAAUGAAGAGCCAUGGAGUGCCAGAAGACCGGCUACAGCUGCUCCGUGGGAUCACAGGAGCUUGCCGCCCAGGCGUACUAACGGCUCUUGUGGGGGUCAGCGGAGCCGGGAAGACGACACUCAUGGACGUACUGGCAGGGCGUAAGACGGGGGGCUACAUUGAGGGUGACAUCCGAAUUAAUGGAUAUCCUAAAAAACAAGAGACGUUUGCUCGAAUUGCAGGGUAUUGUGAGCAAGUGGACAUUCAUUCUCCCCAAGUCACUGUCCGCGAGUCCCUCAUCUAUUCGGCUUGGUUGCGGCUAUCUUCUGACUGCACUCCCGCCAUGAAGAUGAAUUUUGCGGAAGAGGUCAUGGAAUUGGUGGAAUUGAUGCCGCUGCAAGAUGCACUUGUGGGACUUCCAGGCUCCACAGGUCUCUCAACCGAACAGAGAAAGCGGUUGACUAUUGCUGUGGAGUUGGUAUCCAAUCCCUCCAUAAUUUUCAUGGACGAGCCAACGAGUGGGUUAGAUGCUCGUGCAGCUGCCAUAGUCAUGCGUACAGUUCGGAAUACAGUGGACACGGGCCGCACAGUGGUGUGCACAAUACAUCAACCCAGUAUCGACAUCUUUGAAGCUUUUGAUGAGCUAUUGUUGAUGAAACGAGGUGGACAAGUCAUUUACAUGGGACCUUUGGGACCUCGCUCUCACAAGGUGGUUGAGUAUUUUGAGGCUGUUCCUGGGGUACCCAAGAUCAAAGAAGGCUACAAUCCAGCAACGUGGAUGCUGGAAGUCAGUUCUACGGACAUGGAGAAGCAAUUGCAGGUUGACUUUGCAGAGAUCUACCAAAAUUCGGCUGUUUUUAUGAGGAACAAGGCACUCGUGACUCAACUGAAAUCGCUAACACACGGAACUCGUGAUCUCCACUUCCCGACUAAAUACUCGCAGCCUUUCUUCACGCAGCUCACAUCAUGUUUGUGGAAACAGAAGCUGACGUACUGGCGCACCCCAGACUACAAUUGUGUUCGUUUCUGUUUUUCCGCCGUCACUGCUAUUCUCUUCGGCAGCAUAUUCUGGGACCUCGGUCAGAAAACGAGCACCUCACAAGACUUAUUCACAGUCAUGGGGGCCUUGUAUGGGGCAGUUCUGUUCCUUGGGAUCAACAACUGUGGAACAGUGCAACCCAUGGUCGGAAUUGAGCGCACGGUAUUUUAUAGAGAGCGUGCUGCGGGGAUGUACUCGGCCAUCCCGUACGCUUUAGCUCAAGUGGCGAUCGAAAUACCAUAUGUGAUGGUUCAGACGCUAGUUUACGGGCUUAUCACAUAUUCCAUGAUCAAUUUUGAGUGGACGGGGUUGAAGUUUUUCUGGUACUGCUAUUACAUGUUCUUCAUGUUCAUCUGCUUUACCUACUACGGGAUGAUGAUGGUGGCACUAACUCCCAACACAGAGAUCGCGUCCAUUGUGGCCUCCUUCUUCUACUCUUUCUUCAACCUCUUCUCCGGUUUCCUCAUCCCCAAACCGAAAAUUCCAGAUUGGUGGGCGUGGUAUUGUUGGAUAUGUCCAGUGUCAUGGACAAUCUACGGCUUGAUCACCUCACAAUUCGGGGACUUGGAAACCUAUACCAUGGUUCUUGGAGACGACACCAACAAACAGAUGGUGAAAAAAUUCCUCGAAUCUUACUUUGACUACUACCAUGACUUCCUACCUGUUGUCGCCCUCAUGAUGCCUGUCUUUGCUAUUCUAUUUGCAGGAGUGUUCGUCCUUGGCAUCAAAUUCUUAAACUUCCAGCAUAGGUAG
This is a messenger RNA of Physcomitrium patens, 6014 nucleotides long. Its product is annotated as ABC transporter G family member 29. Lineage: Eukaryota; Viridiplantae; Streptophyta; Bryopsida; Funariales; Funariaceae. The record is from RefSeq and is a predicted model, not a curated record. Gene Ontology annotation, molecular function: ABC-type transporter activity; ATP binding; ATP hydrolysis activity. Gene Ontology annotation, cellular component: membrane.